AUGGGGAAGUACUGGUGUAAAAACUGUAAGAUUUUUGUGGAUGAUUCAAAAUUGCAAAGAAGAAAUCAUGAGUUGUCGAAUAAACACCAAAGAAAUAUUCAAAAACUGAUUUCGGAUCUACAUCUGAAAAAUAUCAAAGAACACAAAAUUAACAAGCCAAAGACUUGUAGAAUUGAGAAGAGUGAGAAUAAGAAUGCCAUCAAGAUAAAAAUCGACAAGGAGUUGAAGAGCUCAACAAAAAGCCAUGCCAAUGAAGAAAAAGUGAAAGAAGCUGUGAUUGGCGCAUGGGAAGAAGUGCAGAGUACUCGAGAGCGAGAAAACAAAAAAGGAGAUGGAAGUGAGGAUGUUGCUGGCGAUGGUGCUCCAGAUGCCAGCUUUGUCUUGCAAGACAGUGCAAAGAGCUUGGACGAGUUGGCAAAUUGGGAUUUGACAGUUAAUAGAAAGAUCACUCUUGCCACUGUAGGAAAAGAAGCACCCAACGUUGCCCCGUUGUUCAAAAAGAGAAAGACAAGAAGCAGGACGAGGAAAUAG
This is a messenger RNA of Ascoidea rubescens DSM 1968, 531 nucleotides long. RefSeq lists its product as uncharacterized. The record is from RefSeq and is a predicted model, not a curated record. Gene Ontology annotation, molecular function: RNA binding; zinc ion binding. Bases 1 to 531 code for a protein of 176 amino acids. Gene Ontology annotation, cellular component: precatalytic spliceosome. Lineage: Eukaryota; Fungi; Ascomycota; Saccharomycetes; Ascoideales; Ascoideaceae. The transcript has 2 exons. Gene Ontology annotation, biological process: mRNA splicing, via spliceosome.